ACCUCCCAGGGAAGCAGAGGGACACAGUAAGGGAGGGAGGAUAAGGAGAGUGAGCAACAGAGAAAGAGAGAGGGGGGGGGGGCUGGCUUGUGUAGAAUCAGUUGUUUUUUUCCUCCACUCAUUCACUGCAUUUUUCCAGACGGCGUGUGCAAACUUAGGCUCCGUACCUCACUGCCUGCCACCCAUAUCUCUGUCUUUCUCUCUCUGAUUCAAUUAUUCAUUCCUUCUGAUGCUUUGUGGAUGCAAAUCAGGGAUAUUCCAGCCUCUGAAUCCAACCCUCCUGUCCGUGCCUCUUCUCCUCUUAUCCCUGUCUCAGCUGCACUCUUCUCCGAUUCCUAUCCAUUAGAAAUGUGGUGCUCUGUGGUUCUGGUUGUCUGUGGAUUCUCUGCUUUGGUCCAGGUGUCGGUGCAGGGCCCUCACCAGAGGACCCUGUUGAAGAACCUACUGAAGGACUACAAUCGUAUGGAGAGGCCGGUGGGCAACGAUUCACACUCCCUCACCGUCUUCUUCUCUAUCAGUCUGAUGCAGAUCAUGGAUGUGGAUGAGAAGAAUCAGGUCGUCACCACUAACAUCUGGCUUCGGAUGAGCUGGUUUGAUCAUUAUCUUCAGUGGAACCAAUCUGAAUACCCUGGAGUGAAAAACCUUCGGUUCACAACUGACCAGGUGUGGACGCCAGACAUUCUCCUCUAUAACAGUGCAGACGAUGACUUUGACUCUACCUUUAAGACCAAUGUGCUGGUUAACUCCAGUGGCUUCGCAGAGUAUCUCCCUCCAGGGAUUUUCAUGAGCACAUGUAACGUGGACGUACGUUGGUUCCCCUUCGACAUCCAAAAGUGUGAGAUGAAGUUUGGCUCGUGGACGUACGAUGGCUGGCUGAUGGACCUACAAAUGAAUGAGGCCGACAUCUCCGGGUACAUGUCCAACGGGGAGUGGGACCUAGUGGGAGUGCCAGGUACUCGUAGCGAGGUGUUCUAUGACUGUUGUAAGGAGCCCUACCCUGACGUGACGUUCGUUGUGACCAUCCGCCGGCGCACUCUCUACUACGCUCUAAACUUGCUCAUCCCCUGUGUGCUGUUAUCCUCCAUGACCCUGCUCAUCUUCUUACUGCCUGCCGACUCUGGAGAGAAGAUCUCUCUGGGUAUCACUGUGCUGCUCUCUCUCACUGUCUUCAUGUUGCUGGUGGCAGAGAUCAUGCCAGCCACUUCAGAUUCCAUCCCUCUCAUAGGACAGUACUUUGCCAGUACUAUGAUCAUUGUUGGGAUGUCAGUCAUAGCUACAACGGUGGUGCUGCAGUAUCAUCACCAUGACCCAAACGGAGGACAGAUGCCCAAAUGGGUUAAUGUGGUCCUACUGCAGUGGGUAGCAUGGUUCCUACGUAUGAAGCGCCCAGGGGAGAGUGAUGACCCAGAGCGACCACCCUGCGCCCCCCACCUACGGCGCUGCUCCUCAAGCUCCCAGAGCGGUAGCAUCCCUAACCCUCCAGACCCCACACUCCACCAACUCCACCCCCAGAACCUGGCCCCUCUCCAGGCUGGCCCCCAGCACUUGGGUCAUCCCCAUCUUCACGCCCAGUCCAGCGCCAACAACAAUGGAAACCUGCUCUACAUUGGCUUCCAGAAUCUGGACGACCCCCCACUGCUCCCAGAUCACAUCCAGAAUUACAGCAUCUCGGCCGGGCCUCCUCGAGUAGCAGGCAGUCCCCCUCCCCAUCUGCCCCCUCCAUUCUGCAGCCCUCCGCCACCCCCCACCCCCAACGCGGACACCGUGGGCUGCCCUAGCACCAUUUCCAGUGGCGGAGUCUUCGGAAUGGGGGGUGGAGGACAGUACUCAGCAGGGCGUAUAGGCGACCCCCAGCUCCAGGCUAUUCUGGAGGAAGUGCGUUACAUGGCGGACCGCUUCCGUGAGCAGGAUGAGACAGAGAGCGUGGCCGACCAGUGGAAGUUUGCGGCAGCAGUCAUCGACCGGCUCUGCCUGGUGGCCUUCAGUGUGUUCAACAUCAUCUGCACCAUCGCCAUCCUCAUGUCCGCUCCCAACUUUGUGGAGGCCGCCUCCAAGGACUUCUUCUGAGGAAGAAGAGGAUGGGGCAGAGGAGGAGGAGAUAUUAAGAGUGAGGGGAGAAGUAGGGGAGAAAGAGCAGGAUGUGGAAUGAUUUGGGGCUCAGUCUAAGAGGGCUAUUGUCGGGGACAACAGACCCUCGUGUCAAGAUGAGGGGGGUUCUUUGGAGAUGUCUACAGUACAUCUCAAGAUGGUCUAUUGAAGUCUAUCAAGGACGUCUGAUGAAAUGGAACAGGAUGGGGAGGGAUGAGUUUAUGGGAGAAGAAUCAAAAAAGGGAUGGUUCAAGGACUGUAGAGGGUGAAGUCAAUUGUAUUGAACUAUAAGGCUUUCUCAAAGACCUAUAAGAAGUGAAGGUGAGCAGGAUGGGCAAUAAGAAAAGUGGAAUAUGGGAUAAUUCAACCUGAGAUUGGGAAGAUUGCAGUCCCUACAGAGAGAGACAGAGAGGAACAUACAGAUAUAUAGGGCUGUUUGAUUUACUGGCAGAGAGAAGAUAACCCUUCACUCUCAAGUCCCAGAAAAGGCAAAGAAAGACGGCAUCAUUUACUGAAAGGGGGGACCGGGAAGGAGGGGGAGAGACUGACUUUUACAAGGAGAGACAACAAGGAAUGAGUGUGUGAACAGACAGAGGUAUUCUAUGUUGACAGCGAAGGAGGGAAGGUCCAACAAACUAAUCUGGGCAGUGUUAAUGUGAACACUUAGAUCUCCAGGAUAAAACAGAAGAACACAUCAGAUGAGAGGAAUAAAAAUUAAUCUCAUCUUU
Oncorhynchus kisutch (coho salmon) is the source of this 2816-nucleotide messenger RNA. RefSeq names its product neuronal acetylcholine receptor subunit alpha-7. Gene Ontology annotation, cellular component: postsynaptic membrane. Gene Ontology annotation, molecular function: acetylcholine-gated monoatomic cation-selective channel activity; transmembrane signaling receptor activity. Gene Ontology annotation, biological process: monoatomic ion transmembrane transport. The coding region runs from base 241 to 2067 and encodes 608 amino acids. NCBI's taxonomy places the organism in Eukaryota, Metazoa, Chordata, Actinopteri, Salmoniformes, Salmonidae. The transcript has 10 exons. The record is from RefSeq and is a predicted model, not a curated record.